GAGUACAUUAAAAAUAUAGAACUACUCUGUGAAUUUCGGAGUUGUUUGGUAGAAGUAGAACCCAGAAAAGAUGAAUCAUCGAAACCAAAUCCUGUUCCUAGUUUUUACAAUCUUUGUUACUUCAUCUCUUUCAUUCUCAUCAUCAACAUCCGAUGAUAACCAGUUCUCAUCAGCAGCAGAUGGUAAAGUAUUAGAGCUUGUUGAUUCAAACUUCGAUUCAGCAAUUGCUUAUUUUGAUUUCCUCCUCGUUGAUUUUUAUGCUCCCUGGUGUGGUCACUGCAAGCGUCUCUCCCCUGAGUUAGAUGCAGCAGCUCCUGUGCUUGCAAAGUUGGAGAAACCCAUUGCCAUUGCGAAAGUCAAUGCUGACAAGUAUACCCGUCUAGCUACAAAAUAUGAAAUUGAUGGGUUUCCUACUAUGAUGAUCUUUAUGCACGGCGUCCCUGUAGAAUAUAAUGGUCCAAGGAAAGCAGAAUUGCUUGUUCGGUUCUUGAAAAAGUUUGUUGCUCCAGAUGUCACUCUUCUCGAGUCUGAUAGUGCCAUUAGUAACUUCAUUGAAGUGGCUGGCACAAACUUUCCUAUAUUUGUAGGCUUUGGGCUGAACGAGUCUGUGGUGUCAGAGUUGGCAAUCAAGUACAAAAGAAGGGCUUGGUUUUCUGUAGCCAAAGAUUUUUCUGAGGACGCUAUGAUUACUUACGAUUUCGACAAGGUUCCAGCUCUAGUUUCCAUGCAUCAAAAUUACAAUGAGCGAAGUGUUUUCUAUGGCCCCUUUGAAGGAGAUUUCCUGGAGGAUUAUAUCAAACAAAGUCUGCUGCCUUUGACUAUGCCCAUAAACUAUGAAACACUCAAAUUGUUGAAAGACGACGAGAGGAAAGUUGUUCUUACAAUAUUGGAGGAUGAGUCAAAUGAGAGAUCAGUUCAAUUGAUCAAGCUAUUGAGGGCUGCAGCAUCUGCAAACCGUGACUUAAUCUUUGGAUAUGUCGGGUAUAAGCAAUGGGAGGACUUUGCUGAUACAUUUGGCGUUAAUAAGAAGACCAAACUGCCAAAGAUGAUUGUUUGGGAUAGAGAUGAAGAAUACCUCACAGUUGUAGGUUCAGAAAAUCUGGAGGAAGAGGAUCAAGGGACUCAAAUAACACGAUUCCUCGAAGGAUACAGAGAAGGAAGAACAGAGAAGAAAUCAAUUAGUGGUCCAUCGAUUAUGGGCUUCCUAAAUUCAUUAGUCGGCAUUAAAUCCGUAUACCUUCUUGUAUUUAUUGUUGCGGUCAUCAUGCUUAUACAGACCAUAAACAAACAAGAUGACCAAGACGAGGUUCCUCAGAGAACACAAGCUCAUCCUACUGGAGAUCAAGGAAGCAGUUCUGCAUCCGAGAGUGAAAACAAGCCAGUUUAUCGACCUGAGGACAAGGAAGACUAAUUUAACUCACAACCUUUUAGUAGGAGACUCCUGAUCUGGUUCCCAUUUAAAGAAGGUAACGGCACUUGCCUGAACAAUAUUCUGUCAUGUACCUACAAGUUUACUUUUAACCUUGCAGUGUAAUUUGAAUUACUUUUACUUUGGGGGUAACUUAGGGACAGUCAGGGGUGGAAUUAGCACUAGGUUAGGGAUUGGCCCUUUAAAGACCAAUGAUUGAACCCAGGUGAAUAUCAAUCAAUGAAAAACUAUUUUGCUUUCAAUUGAAAGUUAGGCUCUGAA
This is a messenger RNA of Papaver somniferum (opium poppy), 1690 nucleotides long. RefSeq names its product protein disulfide isomerase-like 5-2. Gene Ontology annotation, biological process: protein folding; response to endoplasmic reticulum stress. The coding region runs from base 71 to 1411 and encodes 446 amino acids. Gene Ontology annotation, cellular component: endoplasmic reticulum. The transcript has 5 exons. Gene Ontology annotation, molecular function: protein disulfide isomerase activity. Lineage: Eukaryota; Viridiplantae; Streptophyta; Magnoliopsida; Ranunculales; Papaveraceae. The record is from RefSeq and is a predicted model, not a curated record.